Messenger RNA from Solanum verrucosum, 1355 nucleotides. RefSeq names its product endonuclease 4-like. Lineage: Eukaryota; Viridiplantae; Streptophyta; Magnoliopsida; Solanales; Solanaceae. Bases 121 to 1011 code for a protein of 296 amino acids. Gene Ontology annotation, biological process: DNA catabolic process. The record is from RefSeq and is a predicted model, not a curated record. The transcript is spliced from 10 exons. Gene Ontology annotation, molecular function: endonuclease activity; nucleic acid binding.
UUACUCUUCAGUUCAGUACCGUUUCUAGGGUUUAUUCCACCUCAAAAAAUCUUGUCAUUCUUGAAUCUUGAACCACCAAAAGAACCCCUAGCAACUGGUUGUGUAAUUUGAUUGGAAAAGAUGGGUGGAUUUGAGCUCAAAUGGUUUGUAAGAGUAGCUGUUGUUCUGAUGAUGGUUCAAAAAAUUCUUGGUUGGGGGAAAGAAGGACACUAUGCUAUCUGCAAAAUUGCUGAGGAAUAUCUAACAGAAGAUGCUUUGGCUGCAGUCAAAGCAUUACUCCCAGAUCAAGCCGAAGGUGAUCUUGCAGCUGUCUGCUCCUGGCCUGAUGAGGUUCGGCGCCACUACCACUACCGCUGGAGUUCUCCAUUACAUUAUGUAGAUACACCUGAUUUCUUGUGCAAUUACAAAUAUUGCCGAGACUGCCAUGACGGGCAUGGGCUCAAGGACAGGUGUGUUACGGGAGCAAUAUACAACUACUCAAUGCAACUUUCACAGGGAUAUUAUGAUUUAAAUUCAGAAAAAUACAACUUGACUGAAGCACUUAUGUUCUUGUCUCAUUUUGUUGGUGACGUACAUCAGCCUCUUCAUGUUGGUUUCACUGGAGAUCUUGGUGGAAACAGUAUAAUAGUUCGUUGGUACAGGAGGAAGACUAAUUUGCACCAUGUAUGGGAUACCAUGAUUAUUGAAUCUGCGUUAAAGACAUACUACAAAUCUGAUAUAAUGUUAAUGACACAAGCUCUUCUGAAAAACAUCACUGAUGAAUGGUCCGAUGAUGUUCCAUCUUGGGAAAGUUGCAAGGAGAUGGUUUGUCCUGACCCAUAUGCUUCUGAAAGUAUCCGUUUGGCCUGCAAGUUUGCCUACAGAAAUGCAACCCCGGGAAGCACUUUAACAGACGAUUACUUCCUCUCUCGUCUUCCUGUUGUGGAGAAGAGGUUGGCGCAAGGUGGGGUCCGCUUGGCCGAAGUUCUCAACCGAAUUUUCACUAAAAAACCAUCAGUUGCUGCACAAUGAAGAUAAACUGCAGAAGAAAACCACUCUAUGUAUUCAAUUUCCAUUAUAACUUGGGAGUUCCCUUCACGCCAAGAACUGAAACCUACAUAAGUGACUUAUAAGUCAACUAUUGUAUUUAAAAAGGUGUAAUAAAAUGUAACUUUAGAUGCAAAACUAGUCCAUUAUUACAUAUGAUAGAUGCUGCUAUCAUAUUGGAAUAUGCUGUAUGUUGCUUUUAUGGAUAAUCAACCUCUAUUUUACUUAUUAAGAUAAGAGGAAUCUUCAACUUGUACACAACAAGAACCAUUUCAACAUUUUUUGUAUAUAUAGAACAUGCCCAAGUUUGGUGGGACACUUCUGGUUUU